AUGUCUGCGAGCGCAUACGACCGACACAUUACCAUCUUUGCCGACAAUGGUCGCCUGUACCAAGUCGAGUAUGCCUUCAAGGCCAUCACAGCGGCAAACAUCAUGUCGGUAGGCGUGAGGGGAAAGGACUGCGCUGUCGUCCUAUCCCAGAAGAAGGUUCCGGACAAGCUCAUCGACCCGGCGUCCGUCUCGCACAUCUUCCAGAUCUCCCCCUCGGUCGGCUGCGUCAUCACAGGCUCCAUUGCCGAUGCUAGGGCGUUCGCGCAACGAGCCCAGGGCGAGGCCGCCGAGUUCCGGUACAAGUUUGGCUAUGAGAUGCCCGCCGACGUCCUGGCCAAGCGCCUGGCCAACAUCAGCCAAGUCUACACGCAGCGGGCGUACAUGCGGCCAUACGGCGUGGCUACGACCAUCAUCGCCCUCGACUCCGAGUUCGGCCCGCAGCUGUUCAAGUGCGACCCCGCCGGCUACUACAUUGGCUACAAGGGCACCGCGGCCGGCCCCAAGCAGCAGGAGGCUCUGAAUCAUCUCGAGAAGAAGCUGCGCAACAAGGACCACGCCGAGGGUAGCUGGGAGGAGGUUGUGGAGCUGGCGAUUACGACCUUGAGCACGGUCCUGAGCAUGGACUUCAAGAAGGGGGAGAUUGAGAUUGGCAUCGUUGGCGGCCCGCGCAAGGACGGGAAGGAGGGAACGGACCCGUCGUUCCGCAUGCUCACCGAGGACGAGAUUGACGACAGAUUACAAGCCAUCGCCGAGAAGGACUAA
Messenger RNA from Purpureocillium lilacinum, 762 nucleotides. Its product is annotated as proteasome subunit YC7alpha/Y8 (protease yscE subunit 7). Gene Ontology annotation, cellular component: proteasome core complex; nucleus; cytosol. The record is from RefSeq and is a predicted model, not a curated record. Gene Ontology annotation, biological process: ubiquitin-dependent protein catabolic process; proteasomal protein catabolic process. Lineage: Eukaryota; Fungi; Ascomycota; Sordariomycetes; Hypocreales; Ophiocordycipitaceae.